Fusarium sp. VM40 is the source of this 279-nucleotide messenger RNA. The record is from the annotation of a GenBank genome assembly. NCBI's taxonomy places the organism in Eukaryota, Fungi, Ascomycota, Sordariomycetes, Hypocreales, Nectriaceae.
AUGCAUAUCUCCAAAUUCAUUGUCGUUAGCGGUAUGGUAAUGGCUGUCCAAGCCUUCACCUGUGCCAACGAACAAUUUGGACAGUGUUACUUCCGCGAUGGAAACCCAUUGGGCAAGCAGCAACGCUGUGCUAUCAAAUGUCAGCCGAAGUUCGGCCACGUCAACUGCGUCUGCCCAAAGUAUUACCCCAAGAACAGUCAGAAAUGGCAGUACACCGGGAAGCACGAGUGCAUCUCUAGGCCUCAGUACAACGGUCGCCACAAGUGCUUCAACAGCUAA